Messenger RNA from Gossypium raimondii (Peruvian cotton), 1056 nucleotides. RefSeq names its product ethylene-responsive transcription factor TINY. Bases 88 to 804 code for a protein of 238 amino acids. Lineage: Eukaryota; Viridiplantae; Streptophyta; Magnoliopsida; Malvales; Malvaceae. Gene Ontology annotation, biological process: regulation of DNA-templated transcription. The transcript has a single exon. Gene Ontology annotation, molecular function: DNA binding; DNA-binding transcription factor activity. The record is from RefSeq and is a predicted model, not a curated record.
AUUCCAUAGAAGGCUUUCACUUUUCCCUUGCCUUAAUCGUGCGCCUUGGAAAUCAACAAAACUUGGGCUCACACUCUUUAAAGACAAAUGACAAAACCAAACCAUUCUUCAUCAUCAGAAGCUGAAAGCUGGAGCAGCAACAAUACUAAUAACUCCAAUUCAUCAUCCCCAACAUCAUCUUCUUCGGAAACUGUCUUGUCCAGGAAACUCAAUGGUAAGAGAGGUAGGGACACAAGCAGCAAGCACCCAAGUUACAGGGGAGUUAGAAUGAGGAGUUGGGGCAAAUGGGUGUCUGAAAUCCGUGAACCUCGCAAGAAAUCUCGCAUUUGGCUUGGCACUUUCCCUACCCCGGAAAUGGCUGCUCGUGCUCACGAUGUUGCUGCCUUGAGCAUCAAAGGUGACUCCGCCAUUCUCAACUUCCCGGACCUUACGGAGUUUCUUCCUCGACCCGUUUCAUUACUGCCCCGUGACAUCCGAGCUGCUGCUGUUAAAGCUGCGUCAAUGGUCAACUUCAACGCGCUGACGUCAUCUCCUUCGUCAUCGUCUGUGGUAUCUGAAUCUUCAUCCUUGUCAGAGUCAAAUGCCUCGGAUGAACCUGAGGAGCUCAGUGAAAUUGUUCAGUUACCUAACAUAGAAGGGAACUUCGACUCGUUGUUUGACUCGCAGAACGAGUUCAUUCUCCUUGACUCGGUCGAUGGGUGGGUUUAUCCACCACAAGAUUUCUAUGGAGGAUUUUAUGAUCAGAUAUGGGUUACUGAGAAUUUAACAGCGGCCAGCUUUGAAACUACUUUCCUGUGGGAAUAAUUUACUCCCUUUUCACUGUUUUUCUUUAUUAGGGUUGCUGUAAUUUUCUAGGGGGAAUUAUUCGAUUUGUUUGCCUAUUUUUGCUAACUGGUCACUUGUCGCUUUCCAUGUUUUUGUAAUAUAUAGAAUCACACAAACCAAACCAUAGCUAGGUUUUCUCAUUUCUGUCCAAAAUAUAUAAAUAUUGUAUACAUCUUGAAGAAAUUGAAGAGGGGGGUUUUUUUUUUUAAUUAAAGUUCAUGGAUAUAACAA